This is a messenger RNA of Phragmites australis (common reed), 3203 nucleotides long. RefSeq names its product protein FAR1-RELATED SEQUENCE 9-like. Gene Ontology annotation, biological process: regulation of DNA-templated transcription. The transcript is spliced from 2 exons. Lineage: Eukaryota; Viridiplantae; Streptophyta; Magnoliopsida; Poales; Poaceae. The coding region runs from base 399 to 2921 and encodes 840 amino acids. The record is from RefSeq and is a predicted model, not a curated record. Gene Ontology annotation, molecular function: zinc ion binding.
AUCAAGCGAAAGUUGAGGCAAGACAACCGCUCUCGUGCUGGCGAGUGGCGACCGCCGACCAGUGUUCUGAACGAUUCCGGGCCGCUGACCGCAGCAGCAGCACCAGCAGCCGCAGACCGCAGGCAGCGCCGAGCAGCCAACCAAGCAGCCCGGGAGCCCAAAGGGUUCUUGCUCCCCAUUUCUGCGAUUGGAGCCACGGUGGCUACCUGCUUGCAAUUUCUCUUUUCACCCGCGGAGUUGGACUGGCGUCAGAGCGCUGGAGCCAGGGGAAGUUGGAGUUGGAGGUUGCUCUCUUGGUUCUUGAAUUGGGUGCGGCGGCAGCAGCUAGUAAUUUCCUUGGUUCUUGUUUUGCUGUUGGAGCGGAGGGGAUUGGGGGAGGGCAGGUGCCGGGGCACGGGAUGAUGGAGCCCCAGGUGGUGGACCUUGAGGAUGACAGCAUCAACUUCUGGGCCUCCCUCGGCGUGAGCCCCCACGCCGACCAGAUGCCGCUUCACAAUGUCCAGAUCGUUGACCACCAGGCUCAGCCACCUCCGGCGGCUGCGCAGCCGCAGUCCAUCUGCAAGGACCUGUUCCCGAUCGAAUCCGACCCCUGCCUGGAGCCCCGGCUGGGGAUGGAGUUCGAGUCCAGCGAGGCUGCCAAGACCUUCUAUAUUGCUUAUGCCGGCCGUGUUGGGUUCUCCGUCCGCAUUGCCCGGUCGCGCAAGUCCAAGUGCAGUGAGUCUAUUAUCAUGUUAAGGUUUGUGUGCUCGAGGGAAGGGUUCAGCAAGGAGAAGCGCGUUGUGGCGGGGAAGAAGACAAGGAAGCGGGCCGCCUCCAUCAGGGAGGGCUGCAAUGCAAUGCUCGAGGUGCUCCGCAGAGGCGACAACAAGUGGGUUGUUACUAAGCUUGUCAAGGAGCACAACCAUGAGGUCGGGCUGCCCAGCAGAGUGCAUUAUAUCGCCAUCGAGACUGAUGCCGUGGUUAACCCUUACAUUGGUAUGGAGUUUGAAUCCGUUAAGUCCGCCAAGACAUUUUACUACUCGUAUGCCAGCCGUGUGGGAUUUGAAGCUCGUGUACGUCAGUCCCGAAAGUCGCAAGAUGAGUCACUCAAGAUGCUGAAGCUUGUAUGCUCGAGGCACCGACACCAUUCAGGACGGGAGAACAAUGGAGAGGACACCGAGAGAGUGCAUGUGUUGGAUCCCUCCAGGGAUGGUUGUGAUGCAUUGUUUGAGAUAAUACGAAAGGAUAAAGAUGUCUGGAUGGUCUCCAAACUCAUCCUAGAGCAUACUCAUGAGCUGAACCCAGCACCAGCAAGCAGAGUUCGCUGUGUUCGGUCGCAAGGUGAAGUACUUGUCAUUGCAAAGAAUUUCGCCGACACACGUAAUCUCCUACUGAAUGGCCAAGAUUCUCAGCAUCCUAGAGAGAUGCGGUAUAAUGAUUUAGGGCCAGAAGAUGCUGACAGCCUAUUUGAAUAUCUUAAGAAUGCGCAAGUCGAGGACCCUGCAUUUUUCUAUGCUGUGCAGUGUGACAAGAAUGGGCGCACGGCCAAUAUCGUCUGGGCUGACGCUAAAGCUAGGAUGGCUUACUACCAUUUUGGUGAUGCUGUUAGGUUUGAAACAACAUACCGGAAAAACAAGGAGAAUAUCCCUAUUGUCAUAUUCUCUGGUGUCAAUCAUCAUGCACAGUUUGUUGUUUUUGGGUGCGCACUACUUGUUGACGAGUCUGAAGCAUCAUUUGCAUGGUUAUUUGAAAAAUGGCUUGAAGCAAUGCGUGUGGGGCCUCCAGUUUCUUUGCUAACAGAGUUGAACCGAGGAAUGGCAGCUGCUAUUGCCAAGGUACUACCUGAUACUCACCAUAUUUUCUGUGAAAAACAUAUCUUAGACACCAUCAAGGAGGAACUACAUGAUAUGUUUCCAGAACUAGAGCCUUUCAUAACUGAUCUGAGGAAGUGCAUUGAUGGGUGCAGAAUAGAAGAAUCAUUUGAAUCAGGUUGGAACUCGGUCAUCAUAAAGCAUGGGUUCAGAAAUAAUGAGCUUUUACAGUCUCUCUAUGAUAUUCGCCAACAAUGGGUCCCUGCAUACACGAAGAAGUCAUUUUAUCCCAGAAACCUGCUGCCACAAACCUGUGAAAAUAUUGACAAGGUUAUUGAGAAGUACUUCUCGUCCAAGACCCAAUUGCGGAUGGCUGUCUGGCAACUUGGACAAGCUAUUUCCAGUUCGUUUGAAACUGAAGCUCAGGCAGAUUAUUUGACAAUGUUUCAAAUGCCAGCAUUGAGGACUGCGUCACCAGUGGAGAAACAAGGGAGUUCAAUAUUCACUAGCAGAAUAUUUGGCAUAUUUCAGGAGCAAUUUGUUGAGUCCUUUGGGUACCAUGCUGAGAGACUCGAGGAUGAGACAGUACACAAGUAUCAUGUCACAGUAUAUGAAGGUGAUGAUGAAACACAUACUGUCUCUUUCAACCCAGAUCAAAGUACGGUGAAUUGUAGUUGCUGCCUGUUUGAGAGCUGUGGUAUCUUGUGCAGGCAUGCUCUCCGGAUUUUCAUUAUCGAAGGAGUACGUGCCCUUCCAAAGGCUUAUGUCUUGAAACGCUGGACAAAGCAUGCAAAAAAUAUUAUCACCUUGGAUAACUACAUUGAUCUGAGGGGCUACCGUGAGGAUCCUUCAACUGCAAGGUUCAAUGAUCUCUGCUGUGAUGCAGUGAAAUGUGCAAAAGAAGCUUCAAAAUCCUCUGAACUCUAUAAAAUUGCUAAAGAGGCACUGCACAAGGCUCUUGAUGAGGUAGUACUGUCUUCAAACAACAUUAGAGAGCAGCAAAAUCUGCAAAGCUGUACAACGUCACUAAAAAAGCCAAGGAAGUUUGUUAAGGCCAAAGAUUCCUCCGGUAAAAGCUUAAAGAGGUCAGCAUCUAAAAGUCCCCUCAUGGAGGGUGAUGGCAUUAGAUGACCUUGAGUUAGGGCACAGCGUGAUUUUACCAGUUCUGACCUUGUAUGUAGCAUCAUGCAAUCUAAUAAUUACCUUUUAUAUUGUAGCUGGCUGCAGGAUUUGGUUAUUAGCAGAUCUAGUGGCUGUAAGGGUGCUAGUGAACCCUUGAGAUUAAUGUUAAAAGGUUGUAGAAACAGAUGACUUUUUGUGGAAACAUUUAUAAAUACUACUGCGGAUAGUUUUAUUAUAGGAGACUGUAGUUUUAAUUUUCUAUGUCCCACUGCAGACCAAUGUGAUUUUCCG